UAGCUGUGUCGCACUUAACCAUUAUAUUUGACACGUCGCGUCCCGUGUGUAUUUACUUCACACAAUAUGAAUUAUUUUUGUGAUACCUUUUAUUGAAUUUGUUGAUUUUGUUAGAUCGUUUGCAAAUAUUGAACGAGCAGCUAUAAUGUUCCCUGGCGACGACGACAGACUUCCCGUGACAAUCGUGUCGUCGGAAGUUUUUUAACCUACGUGUCAAUUGGGGUUAGAAUCGCGCAAAGCGGUCGUGCGAUGCGGUUGAUAAAAAUUAGCUAAGCAUGCCGAAAUUUCGAAUGCUGCCGCGAACAUCGCGGAUCGUGGCAUUGUGUUCUGCCGCGAAUUUUAUAAACGCUGCGGAUCGUGUUAUAAUGCCUAUAGCAAUCGUCCGUAUGACGGAUGAAUUCAAAUGGAAUUUACAUUGGCAAGGUUGGAUACUUUCCGCGUUUGCCGUUGGUUAUUUUACUAGUCAGAUUAUUGGUGCAAAUACUGCAAGCCGGUUUGGAUGCAAAACGGUACUAAUGUUAGCGGUGCUACUAUGGUCUAUUAGUACAGUCAUUACUCCAAUUUUGGCACAAUCAGUUCCAUUGCUCAUAAUUUGUAGGGUAGUUCUAGGACUGGGAGAAGGUCUAGGUCUGCCAGUUAUUUUUCACUUGUUUGCUCAUAAUGUUCCUGUAGAGGAACGUUCUCGUGCAUUCGGAUACCUUGUAGCUGCUGGUUCAGUUGGACAAGUAGUUGCAUCUAUUUUGUGUGCAAAUUUAGCAUGGCAAACAGGAUUUUACUUAUUUGGAUCUUUUGGUAUCAUAUGGGCGUUUUUAUGGCUAAUACUGUAUCAUGAAACUAAUUCCCAAGACGAGAUUCCAUUAUUUGUACCUAAGGUAACGCAAAAUAGAAGUUUGCGUUGGAUCGAAUUUAUUUCACAUUGGCCUUUAUGGGCACUGUACAUAGCACAUUUCGCAAUGAAUUGGAGUAACUACAUAAUAAUGCAAUGGUUGCCAACUUACUUGUCCAGAAAUCUGUCUGCUAAUAAAGAAAGUAUUAGCUUGACAGCGCUUCCCUACAUUGUAAAUUCUCUCGUUGGUAUCGUUGCUGGACACAGUGCCGACAAUCUCAUACAGAAAAGGUGGCCCAUCUUGUCCGUGAGAAGAUUAAUGACGAAUAUAGGCCUAGUCGGUCCCGGCGCAUUUUUAUUAGCAUUCUGCGCCGUGGACAACCUACUUGCUGCAGUGAUCUUCGUUUCGAUAUCCAUGGGACUUUGCGCGUGUAACUCUGCUGGCCAUCUUAGCAAUCACGCGGAUAUAGCACCAAAUCACGCGGGAAUUACUUUUGCGGUUUCCAAUACCAUCGCAACCAUACCAGGUAUCCUGUGCGGACCAUUGACGGCUGAAUUGGUCACUGCAUCGAGCGGUCGAUGGAUGCCCGUUUUCGUUUUGGCUGCGGCGAUCAAUUUCACGGGGGCCAUCAUAUAUCAGAGUCACAGUUCUGCGCUUCCAGUAUUGUGAUAUGUUCCGUCGGGAAGGACUGUUGCGAGUGACCAUCGUCAAACUCUGAAGAUUGAUACGACCAUUAAAGAACUUGCUGCGAAAAUAUACCUUCGAAUCGUGUUUGUCGUUCACGAUCUUUUUAAAAAAAAUUUUAAUCGGAACACCGGUAUAGCACAUUUGUACAUCACACGUCGGUUAUUCACAAACGUAUCAGAAUACGGAGUAUGUAUGCUGUGAGAAAAUUUCAUACUCUUGUUCAGUUUACAGUUGCAACGUCAGUGCGGAUCGUUGUUUUUACAAAUAGUGCCAUAGCUUUAUGCACACGGUGGAAUUGGUUGAUCGUGUUAAUUAUCGAAUGUAAAAUACAGCCUAAUUAAUUACGACUUUUUCAAAUAUUUUUUAACAAUGAUCGGGGAAGGAUUUUGUGAUACGUUCAGACAUAAUAUUAACAAAAACAAAUGAAAUAUUCAUUUGUCAUAUAGAGAAUGAAUGUAUAUUCUGUAUAACAUAAGACUGUAUAUAUACAUAGAAAUUUACCUGUCACAUAUACAUUUAAAUGUCUUUAAAGCACCGUCAACAUAAAGAUAUUAUUAAUGAUUAAGCAAACAAUGUAUUAGAAUAUAUGACAAAAAAUAUGUUUUCUAUAAUAUGUAAAUUACAUCUGUAAAAAGAAUAGUUAACCUUUAAUUUUA
Molecule: messenger RNA, 2170 nt
Organism: Hylaeus anthracinus
Lineage: Eukaryota; Metazoa; Arthropoda; Insecta; Hymenoptera; Colletidae
Exons: 8
Coding region: 276-1496 (406 amino acids)
Biological process (GO): transmembrane transport; monoatomic anion transport
Molecular function (GO): transmembrane transporter activity
Source: RefSeq, a predicted model, not a curated record